Messenger RNA from Tetrahymena thermophila SB210, 1197 nucleotides. Its product is annotated as amidohydrolase. NCBI's taxonomy places the organism in Eukaryota, Ciliophora, Oligohymenophorea, Hymenostomatida, Tetrahymenidae. Gene Ontology annotation, molecular function: hydrolase activity. The record is from RefSeq and is a predicted model, not a curated record. The transcript is spliced from 3 exons.
AUGGACUCUAUAAAAUUAAGAAAAGAAGCAUUAGAAAUAGAACAAGAAGUUAUUUAAAUUAGAAGACAUAUUCAUGAGAAUCCUGAGCUAGGAUUUGAGGAAUUUGAAACAUCAAAAUUUAUAGCUGAAAAAUUAGAAUAAUUAGGAUAUGAAAUUAUCAAAAAUGUUGGAAUUACAGGAGUAGUCGGUAUAUUGAGAGGAGAUUAACCUGGUCCUUGUGUUCUUUUUCGUGCAGAUAUGGAUGCUUUAAAGGUUGACGAAAAUAGCGGAGAUCCUCACGCAAGUAAGAAACCAGGUAUUCAUCAUGCUUGUGGUCAUGAUGGUCAUGUUGCAAUGCUACUUGGAUUUGCUAAGAUUAUUUCUACUUGGAAGAGUAAAAUUAAAGGUAUUGUUAAACUGUGCUUUUAACCUGCUGAAGAAGGACUUGCAGGAGCUAAAAAGAUGAUAGAAGAACAUGUUUUAGAAAAUCCAAAUGUGGAUAUGUGUUUUGGAGCACAUUUAGUUAACUAUGAAUAUCCUGGUUACGUAAGAUGUGUUCCUGGUCCAAUUACAGCUAAUUCUGAUAGAAUUUUUAUUGAUAUUGAAGGAUUAGGAGGCCAUGCUAGUACACCUCAAGAUGCUAAGGAUGCAGUAGUAAUUGGAUGUCAAUUAGUAACAGCUAUGUAAACAAUUACAAGCAGAAAUCUUUCACCAUAUGAAACGGGAACUAUAUCAAUAGGAAAAAUAGAAUCAGGAACUCAAGCUAAUGUAAUAGCAUCAAAAUGUAGAAUUGAAGGAACUGUUAGAUCAUUUAAUUAGAAAACACAGAGUUUAUUUGAAGAAAGAUUGAAUUAAUUAUGCAAUGGAUUUGCUAUUUCUUAUGAUUGCAAAAUCAAUUUGGUAUUUAAAAAGCUAUAUCCUGCAACAAUAAAUGAUUAAAAAUGUUACGAGCUUGCAAUUGAGAGUAUAAAAAAGGUCGUUGGAGAAUCAAACCUUAAAAAAAAGGAUUUUGGAUUAGCUGGUGAAGAUUUUUCAUUUUUCAGCUUAUAAAAACCUAGUUGCUACUUUUGUAUAGGAAGUGCUCCUUAAAAUUCAUUAAUUAAUGAUGGGACUAUUGCACUUAGACCUCAUCAUUCUCCUUUCUUUACUAUUGAUGAAUCUAGCUUGGUGAUUGGAGUUUCCAUAUGGGUUUAAAUGCUAGAGGAUAUAAUGUGUUGA